AUGUCUGAUGGUAAGCCAGCGUUUUUAAACGAUGAAUUAUCAAAACACACCUCAAUUUUCGGUUUACGUUUGUGGGUCGUUGUUGGAAUUUGUGUUGGUGCUGUAAUUGUCAUUUUUCUCUUUAUAAUCUCUCUGUGGAUCACCUCAAGGCGCAAUAGCAACAAGAAAACGUUGCUUUUGACGCAUAAAAAUUCCAAUAUCCCAAAAGUUUCCAGAGAAAUCCAAGAAAUUCGGGUCGACGCUACCCGGAAUCCGGAAACCGACCCCAAGCUGCUACUACCUGCUCCGGGACCCUUGCCGCUUCCUGAACCCGACCCUGUUGAGGACCAAAGAAUCCAUGUUGAGAUUCGCAAGGGGCAUCGAAUUGCCUACCCGGAAAAGGUAGGGCCGCGUUCUGGAUCGGGCCAUGGGAGUGGGGACGCCCGGCCCCUUGCGGAGGAUGGUGGCGGAAUGGCUGCCCCGGAAGUGUCGCAUUUGGGAUGGGGUCAUUGGUACACUCUGAGGGAGCUUGAAGAGGCCACGGAUGGGUUUGCUGAUGACAAUGUGAUUGGUGAAGGUGGGUAUGGAAUUGUUUACCAUGGUCUCAUGGAGGAUAACACUCGAAUUGCUGUCAAGAAUUUGCUCAAUAACAGGGGUCAAGCAGAGAGAGAGUUUAAGGUUGAAGUUGAAGCAAUUGGACGUGUUAGGCAUAAGAAUUUGGUGAGAUUGCUCGGCUAUUGUGCUGAAGGAGAACAUAGGAUGCUUGUGUAUGAGUAUGUAGACAAUGGUAACUUAGAACAGUGGCUUCAUGGAGAUGUAGGAUCGUAUAGUCCUCUCACAUGGGAUAUACGAAUGAAAAUCAUACUUGGAACUGCAAAGGGACUGACCUAUCUGCACGAGGGGCUUGAACCUAAGGUCGUUCACCGUGAUAUUAAAUCAAGCAACAUUCUAUUGGACAAACAAUGGAACUCUAAAGUAUCUGACUUCGGCCUGGCAAAGCUCUUGGGCUCAGAGAGGAGUUAUAUUACCACUCGAGUUAUGGGAACGUUUGGUUAUGUGGCUCCAGAGUAUGCUAGCACUGGCAUGUUGAAUGAGAGAAGCGACGUUUAUAGUUUUGGGAUUCUUAUAAUGGAAAUCAUUACUGCGAGGAACCCGGUGGAUUACAGCCGUCCCCCAGGGGAGGUGAAUCUGAUUGAUUGGCUUAAAACAAUGGUUUCGAACCGGAAUGCAGAGGGAGUUUUGGACCCCAAGUUAUCUGAGAAGCCUUCUUCAAGGGCAUUGAAACGUGCCCUGUUAGUAGCUUUACGCUGUGUAGACCCAAACGCCCAGAAGAGGCCAAAGAUGGGACAUGUGGUACACAUGCUUGAGAGUGACGAUUUUCCUUUCCGUGAUGACCGCAGAGCUGGAAGAGAACAUGGUCGAUCACAUCGUGACAGCCUCAAUGAGAGGGUAGUAGAGAAACACAUCAUGGAACCAGGUGACAGUAGUGGAUAUGAAAGCAGCGUCCAAACUGACAGGUCUUUGUUGAAGAAGCAAGAAACUGACGAAGAAAAGUAG
This is a messenger RNA of Fraxinus pennsylvanica, 1536 nucleotides long. Lineage: Eukaryota; Viridiplantae; Streptophyta; Magnoliopsida; Lamiales; Oleaceae. The record is from the annotation of a GenBank genome assembly.